CAGCGACUUCACUCCGCUGUUCACCUGCUGGAGGGAGAGAUCACCUCCAACUCCGCGACUCCUGCACAACAUGAUGGACAUACCAAAGACAGCAAAACAGAAAGAAGGUUUAUGGGUCUGAUCUAAGCCCCUUCCUCCUCAUCUCUAUAAGGUGAUGAACCCAGUGAUCAGUCAGUCAUCUGAUCUCCAUCAUCUCUGGGUCUCACAGAGCUCUCCAUGAGACAUGGUGCUACCUGACAAAACCUCCAGACCAUCUGCCUCCAAGAAGGUCCCCAAGCAGCGGGCCCUGGAGCACCAGAGCCUUCCCUCCCCGGCCCUGUGCUGCGCCUGUGGCCUGUGCAUCAUGCUGGCUGGCAUCAACAUCACCCUGGUGGGAGCCUUCGCCUUUGGCACCUUCGUCCCUACUGGCAACCCCCCCAUCAUCAUCGGGCCUCUCCUUCUAUUGAUAGCCCUGGCCUUCUUCACAGCGUGCUGUGUGGUCAGCAGGAGGCCCCCAGCCCACAUGGCCCGCACGGCCAAAGGAGGUGAGAAGUGGGGGCUGGUGCGAAUGGGGACGGCAGCGUUUGAGAUGGAGACCAGCGAGCACACGCUGCAGGACACCACCGCUGUCCAGCUCAGCCCCACCAACUCCCCCUCCACCUCUCACAAGUCCAGCUCCAGCCACGGGGGCGAUGCUGCUCCUCCGCCUGCUGGCUGCCAGGAUGGAGCCGGUGAGCUGCACGUGUCAGAGAUGUCUGACAUGGGUGUCACUGGAGAUAACACCACCUUGACCUCUGACAGCAAGGCCAUCACUGCCACACAGAUGCUGCCUGCUCUGAACACUUCCUCUACGUAGCGUGGACUCUCCUCUGCAGCCUGGCUGUUUGCUUCAGUGUUUUGAUGUUUACACGAUGGAAAUGUUUAGUGUGAUCGCCAACACUGAUUGGCAUGUUUAAAAAGAAGACUACAGAUAGAAUGACGAGCAGAUUGUCAGAUUCUAAACUGUGAAAACUUCCCUGAUUGUAACUUAUUCGCUGUGUUAUGCUGUUGAAUGUUUAGCUCAGUCCCAGGAUGCAUGUUAUAUUCCCACAACACAAACAAUAACAGGAGAUGAUACCUUAAUCCAAGUGCCUGUUUGUAUACUUCUCAUUGUAUUAAACAGCCAGUUAAGGCAGAUAAUCCCGCAUUCAUGUGGAUCCACUGUGGUUAGCGCUUGUCAACCUACGUUGGGAAAGCAGAUGUCCAGCCAAGCUUUUCUGAGUCAUGAAAGCUGUUCCUGCGUAAGCCUGGUAAAUUUCAGUCACUGUUUUUCCCCCCACACACUUUGACAGAACUGUUACAAUUUUUGCUUUUAAAUGCUUGCAUCCGCUGCAGUGAGUUGUGUUGUGU
This is a messenger RNA of Epinephelus fuscoguttatus (brown-marbled grouper), 1368 nucleotides long. RefSeq names its product transmembrane protein 275-like. The record is from RefSeq and is a predicted model, not a curated record. The coding region runs from base 224 to 835 and encodes 203 amino acids. The transcript has 2 exons. NCBI's taxonomy places the organism in Eukaryota, Metazoa, Chordata, Actinopteri, Perciformes, Serranidae.